This is a messenger RNA of Paramormyrops kingsleyae, 4343 nucleotides long. Its product is annotated as 5-hydroxytryptamine receptor 1E. Gene Ontology annotation, cellular component: plasma membrane. Gene Ontology annotation, biological process: positive regulation of MAPK cascade; adenylate cyclase-activating adrenergic receptor signaling pathway. The record is from RefSeq and is a predicted model, not a curated record. NCBI's taxonomy places the organism in Eukaryota, Metazoa, Chordata, Actinopteri, Osteoglossiformes, Mormyridae. Gene Ontology annotation, molecular function: G protein-coupled serotonin receptor activity.
AGACAGAGCGGCGAGCGAGCAGGAGCGGGCUGCCCGUCCGUCGGGCUCCGCUGGGGAUCGUGCGUUCGGAGGAGCCGCCGAAGAAGCCGCGCUCCCCGGAGAAACACCUGAUGAGCGACCCUGCCCCUCCCCGCCACAAUCAACGAUUUUUAUUCAUUACUUAAAUCGUUUUUGUUCAUGUACGAUAUUCCACCAAUCUGUGUUUUUUAACUAGUCAUGGCAAACCGACUAAAAUAAAAGCAACAGAGAGGAAACUCAUCCAGGAAAGACUGACCUGGGACGGCAUGUUCUGCCGGCGGUGUGCAGCGCCCCCUGAUGGAUACAGCUAGUCCUGCCAUGAUGGAAGCGGGGAGCUUCCCAGAGGAGGUCCCCACUGCCCCCAAUGCCACCAACUGCUCGGGGUCUCCGGGGGGGGUCUUACAGCCAAAGUCAGCCACAGAGGCCACGCUGGUGGCCGUGUUCCUCGGGAUCCUGACGCUGAUGACCGCCCUGGCCAACGGCGGCGUCAUCGCUGCCAUCAGUACCACCAGAAAACUGCACCUUCCCGCCAACUACCUCAUCUGCUCAUUGGCCGUCACGGACCUGAUGGUGGCGGCCCUGGUGAUGCCCCCCAGCACGCUGUACAUCACGGCGGAGGCCUGGUGGUUGGGCCGCAUCACCUGCGAGGCCUGGCUCAGCAUGGACAUGACCUGCUGCACCUGCUCCAUCCUGCACCUAUGCGCCAUCGCCCUGGAUCGCUACUGGGCCAUCACCGACGCCGUCCAGUAUGCCCGCAAACGGACCGCGCGCCGUGCCGCCGCCACCGUGGCGACCGUCUGGGCCAUCUCCGUGUCCAUCUCCCUGCCGCCGCUGUUCUGGCGGAGCCACCGCGCCUUGGGGGCCGUGCCCAGCAGCGCCACCCAGUGCAUCAUCGAGCACGACCACGUGGGAUACACGCUGUACUCCACCUUCGGGGCUUUCUACAUCCCCAUGGCGAUCAUCCUGGUUCUGUACUAUCGCAUCUACGCGGCCGCUAAGGCACUCUACCAGAAGCGGGGUUCCAUGCGCUACCUGAGUGGACGCAGCACCGACAGCCAGAACUCCUUCGCCUCGGACCCCACACUGGACCUGGACCGGCUCCACGUCACACUCCGCGUGCCGCCCUGCGAGGUCUGCUCCUCCUCCCGGGAGCGCAAGGCCGCCCGCAUACUUGGCCUCAUCCUGGGUGCUUUUGUCCUCUGCUGGCUGCCCUUCUUUGUCAAGGAGCUCCUGGUGGGUCUGCACCUGCUGAGCCCCUCCCCGAAAGUAUCCGACGCCCUCACCUGGCUGGGCUACGUCAACUCUCUCAUCAACCCCCUGCUUUACACCAGCUUCAAUGAGGACUUCAAGCAAGCCUUUAAAAAGCUGUUCAGGUGCAAAGACCACACACAAACCAUGCACAGACCACGCGCAGCCCACUCGUAGACCACAUGUAGACCGCAAAGAGCCACGCCUUAGGACAGGACCAGUCACAUUCUGUAAAGUGUUCUCAUCUGCCAGCUCAUGUUUUUUCUUUGUCUUUCCCAACAAAAUUAUCGACAAAAUUCAUAAGCUGAUAUACGUUCAUCUCCAGAAAGGCAGUGUUGAGGAGAGGCAGGAAAUCACGUACAAGAACAGCUGUAAAAAUGAAUACACAGGUAUACCAGGCAGGUUCAAGAGAGGUUACAAGCGGGAGAGAAACUGUACAGGAAUCAUGCUGCUUUUUUACACCUGAUAUUUCCAAAAGACAUAAACCUUAAAACCAAAAAUGGGAAGAGCUGUUAAUCUACAGUAAAUGGGGCAGCACAGCUUUAUGGAACUGUAUUCCAUUUUGUUUCCUUAUUAAAGUAUUACCACACAUUGGAGAACGCGGAGUAAACUCACCUAUGUUCCUAUUAUUGCUGUUUUCGUUUUGGUAGCUUAAUCAGUAUGUUGAUCCAAAGGGAAUGAAACUUUUAACUAUUAGCCUAUUAGCCUAUUAGCCGCGACACCAGCUGCAGUCCUGCUGUCCUGAGACGUUACCGGAAAGUUCAAAAGUGGUGAUUUGAGAUUUAAAAAAAAAAAUAUCUGAUUAGACCGUUUCCUAACGAUGCAGCUGCAUAACCCAUUUAAUUUUGCUGGGAAUGAGUGUUUGGAGACACUCAAAUGAAACCUGAUUUGUCUCAGAUCUGAGCUUCCUACAAGAAUUUACUCCAUGUAAUGAACCAUCAAGCUGUUCUAGGCACAAAUAUGCUGUUUAUCUAUGAGCCAGUAAUUCGCUGAGGAUUCAGAUUGAAAUGCGAAAUGUUUAUAAGUUAUAGAGACGAGAGACACCCAUUAAACACGCCUCGCUUGCUAAAUAGCUAGAAACUCGGCCAUGUUUUAGGAUUCAGCGUGUUCACUGAAUAUGUGUUUUAAAAUGAUGCAGCUCCGUGUCUGUUCGUGUCAUUUCAUCUACCUAUAUGUCCUGUUGAGCUGCAAGUCAGAGACAUUGCUGGCAAUAAUGUAAGGCUUGUCUCCUUCAGGGUUCGACCUAACGGUAAAAUGCAUGUGUAAGUAUAUCAGUAAUAGCAUAGUUACCUUCUAACUCAACUAAAGGAUUUUGUAUACAAAAAAAAAAUACUUAUCCCAACUGAGGAAGUACAUAAGUUAUUAAAAGUCUUUUCGGUUCGCAAUCAUAAUAAUAGUGACAUAUGUGCUUCUGCAGUGUAUUUUCAGAUACAGUGCCUUGAAAAAGUAUUCAGACCCGACAUUGUCCAUUACAAUAUAUGUACAAAUUAAUUUAUAUUAAUAAAAUACUUUUUAAGAAAAAUGUUUUUCUACAUAUAUGCUGAUAUUGCUGAAACUUAAAAGGAACUUAAGAGGAAAAAAAUGAAACAUGGUUCAGUGCAGAUGGUAGACAGGAGGAAAUGUGCUUCUAGACAUGGAAGGUACAGGGAACAUCCAGGAGAGUUGGGUCAUUUGUGUGUAAUAUGUUGACUGCUUAUAAAUCCUGGUCCUUCGAUUCAGUAUUUAUCUUCAUUAGCGCUCAGAGCUGCAAAGUCCCCCAGCUUUGCCUACUGGUUUGGUACAAAUUCUUAAACUCCACUUGGCAAAUAUAGCCACUUUCCAGAAAAAGAUGGUUUCUAGACAACAUGUUAGUAGGAUUCAAGUCAACAAGCUGACUGGACCAUUAAAGGGUAUUUACUUUCUUGCUUUUAAGCCAUUCAAGUGAAAUCGCUUUCCUGUAACAGCCAACAGUUUCCCAUUUUGAAAUCAAGGGCUCAAUCAAUGAUAGCUGCGGUUUCCAAAGCAACAGAGGCCAGGUGAUAUCAAAAUGCCUUAUUAGUGGAAAUCUGCCAAACACAACAAGGGAUGCGUUUCUGUCACCUGUUACCCGAAUGCAGACAGUGCAUGCAACAUAUCGAAGGACUUCCACUCAGAUAUACAUAUUUGCCAGGUACGUACCAUACUACCGAAGGGGUUAAAGAUCCACACAAUUCAAUUAACAAUUCACUUAGCACUCAAUUCAUUUUAAAUUAAUCAAUUGCUUGAGUUUCAAGGACUUGCAAAGCGAAUCACUGCCAGGUCUGUAUUCAGUCACAGCAGGUGGCACUGCCGUGUCUGUCACGUACGACCGGCUCCUCUCACGUCACUGGGCCGCGCUUCCAUUAGAGGGAUCACAUUCUUCUUGUGCAUCCUGUGGUUCUCCUCACUUCUUAGAGCCAUGAGGGGUUCUCGCUGGUAUCCAGGCAACGCUGGUAAGGCAUCACGACUGCUAAGCUAACAGUGACCUACGUGGUUAUUUUUAAAGGUAAAUAUCCAGACAAAGUAAAGCUCCACUGUUGUCUUAAUUGUGGCAGGAGAACAACAUAACACCACUGUUCUUGAAAAUCUGCUUUGCCAAACACACGUAUGUGGUGGGUUUUACAACAGAUGCUUCAGGCAGACAUGCUACCUGAACUGCUUCAGAAAAUAACUACUUACAUAAAGGUUGUUUGUUCACGUUUCCUUACAGGGUGAGCUUCUUUAGGGUGGCUCAUUUGGUCCAGAUGCUUCGAAAGCAGAUUGUACAUAUAGCUCAGAACAUCAAACUAGGCCGCUUAGCUCUACAAGACACUAGGGAUUCACAAAGGUGACUGCAGCCUUGAAUUAGUCAAUUUAUUUCAUUGCUUAGGUUAUUUUAUUUGACUUAGUGGGUUCUUAAUACUGCAAAAGGAUUCUGGGCUUAUAACUGCACAGGCCUCUGGCUGGAGAUCUGAUCCCACUCUGCACUCAUAUUAUGCUAAUGGUCAUUUUGACUCUUAUCCAUCUUGUAAUAUGAUAGUUAUGGUUCGUUUAUUUAUUUCAGAGUUUUAUUAAAAUUCCCUUUUCACAUCUGGAGUCAU